UCGUGCCCGACUGGCAUCAACGUCGAUCUCGACGGUCCCCGCAGGCUAAAGCUGAGGGCAUGGGGCGGAAGGUCUCGCUCACCCCGGAACUCGUGAGCAGCUUCUUCGAAGAGGCGAUGGUCGAGAUCGUAAAGGCCGCAGAAACGGUGCUGGCAAGGCAACCAGAAAUCUCCGUCGUCUACAUGGUCGGCGGGUUCUCCGCAAGCCCGCUGCUGCAAGAACGUGUUACUUCCGCCGUGCAGAAGCCGGGUCUCCGCGUGGAAACCUUGGAGAGGCCGGGCCUAGCCAUUGUGCUGGGGGCAGCGCGGUACGGGGCCAGCGACUCCACGAUUGUGUCUCGCAAGGCACGCCUGACAUACGGCACCAAGUACGUGACCCGGUACGAUGAAAACAACAAGAAACAUACCGACCGCCAGGCGCACGCCCGCUUUGUCGGGGACGGCUUGUACCUAGACAAGUUCAGCUGCUACGUGGAAAAAGGUACCGACCUACCCGUUGGUACGGACAAGGAACACACGUUUCACCCCGUGACUGAUGAACAGGACCAAGUAUCGUUUGAUGUGUGCAUUUCGCUGAAGCCUGAGGCGGACAUCGAGUACCUCAAGGACAACGGGGUGAGCAAGAAGCUGAGCCUCCUGAAAACCGUCUCUGCUCCCAUCGAUAGGAACGUCCCCAUGUCGAAAAGGGGAGUGUCCAUGAAGUUGUCGUUCGGUGGCACCGAGCUCGGCAUCAAGUGCACGAGGUGUUCCGACAGUCACGAGGUGGUCACGCAGACCAAGUUCGUGGAGGACAUCGAAGACACGCGGUUCGAGGCAAGCCGCUAAGUAUACCAGGUAGUCUACGUUGUACCGUGCUGGUUGAGCUACUG
Molecule: messenger RNA, 868 nt
Organism: Ectocarpus sp. CCAP 1310/34
Lineage: Eukaryota; Phaeophyceae; Ectocarpales; Ectocarpaceae
Source: the annotation of a GenBank genome assembly